UGGGAUCUCAGAAGAAAUUUGUCUAGAAACAUGAAACAUUCUGCUAAAUAGCCUUCUGCCAGUUGGGUGUUCUGCAAAUGUGGUGGCACUGCUGUUUCCCUGAAUUAUCAGCCUUCUGGUCUUUGGGAUCCUCACCCUUUCCAAGGUAUGAACCCUUCAGCCUCAGAGAUGCACCCAUAUGAAUGCAACCAGAAAUGCUUCUCAGCCAUGGAGCCCUGCCCACCUUCAGCAGGAGACUGGGAAGCGACCGAGGAGGAAGAGGAGGAGGAGGACAGCGGUCAGUUCCUGGAUGUGCACAUGCGCCGGUCACGGACCUUGAGAGGAUCAGGUCACACAUACGACUCCUUCCGAAGGCAUAGCUGGGAGCCCGGGAAAGUGCUGGAAGAUGACCCAGAUUUUGACCAGCGAAGCCUGAGUUUGAAAGGACUAGCACCUGAUGAAAUUGACUCCACAGAGCAACUGGAUGGGCAUUCCUUGGGCAGAAGAGACCCCCGACGAGCCCCUAUUAUCCAUAGCAAUGAUGAAAUGGGAUCCCUGCUUUCUCAGGAUGAAGAGGAUGAUGAUGGCCAGGUGAUGUCUCAGGAAUGUUGCAAGAGGAAGCAGGUCUAUUGCUUGUCCCCGAGUUCCCCCUGCAGUCUUCUGCCCAAGUCUGUAUCCAUGAGUGGCAUCGACAGUUACCCGGAUGCAGAUGAAUUUUCUCUUUAUGGUGAUGAAGUCAGCCUAGCCAAUGGCUUCAGCAGUGGGAGCUGCGGGCAGCUGGACACCACCACAGUGGAGGCCGAGGACCAGGUUCACUCGCAGAAGGAAGGGACCACUCUGGGGCGCACCCUCAGUUUCCUCAGGAAGAUGACUGGGAAGUCAAAGAACAAAGAAAAAGAAAGGAUGAAGGAAGGCAAAGAUAAAGACGCCCGCUAUACCAAUGGGCACCUCUUCACUUCCAUUACAGUCUCUGGCAUGACCAUGUGCUACGCCUGUAACAAGAGCAUCACUGCAAAAGAGGCACUGAUUUGUCCAACCUGCAAUGUAACCAUCCACAACCGCUGCAAAGACAGUCUGCCAAACUGCACCAAAGUCAAGCAGAAGCAGCAAAAGGCCGCAUUGCUGAAGAACAGUUCGGCGUUGCAGACGGUGUCCCUCAGGAAUAAAACUGUCACAAGAGAGCGUCCCAAUUCUGCCAUUUACCCAUCAGAGAGUUUUCGGCAGACCUUGCUUGGACCCCGCAGAGGCCGUCCCACCUUGUCCCUUUCCAAAAGUGUCUCCACUACAAACAUUGCAGGGACAUUCAAUGAUGAAUCCCCCCUAGGCAUACGGAGAAUCCUCUCUCAGUCCACCGAUUCCCUGAACAUGCGCAGCCGAACCUUGUCAGUAGAAUCCCUCAUUGAUGAAGGAGCUGAAGUCAUUUAUGGCCAGUUGAUGAGCGACUUUGAGAUGGACGAGAAGGAUUUUGAUGCUGAUUCCUGGAGUCUGGCAGUUGACAACAGCUUCCUGCAGCAGCACAAGAAGGAAGUCAUGAAGCGCCAAGACGUCAUCUAUGAGCUGAUCCAGACGGAGCUGCAUCAUGUCCAGACCCUGAAGAUCAUGACCAACCUCUUUCGCAAGGGGAUGCUGGAGGACCUGCAGAUGGAUGCAGCUGUGGUGCAGAGCAUGUUCCCCUGCGUGGAUGAGCUCAGUGAGAUCCAUGACAGCUUCCUGGCCCACCUCCUGGAACGUCGCAAGGAGUCUCUGGCUGAUGGCAGUCGCAAGAAUUUUGUGAUCAACCGCCUGGGAGACAUCCUCAUCCAGCAGUUUUCCGGCACUGCUGCUGAGCAAAUGAAGAAGGCCUACUCGGAGUUCUGCAGCUGCCACACCAAAGCCGUCAAGCUCUACAAAGAGCUCUUCACCCGGGACAAGAGGUUCCAGCAAUUCAUCCGGCGAUUGUCACGCUCAUCAGUGCUUCGGCGGCAUGGGGUGCAAGAAUGCAUUCUCCUCGUCACCCAGCGCAUCACCAAAUAUCCUGGGCUUAUCAAUCGAAUCCUGCAAAACUCCAAAGGGAACGAAGUGGAUCAGAGAGAUAUGAGCACAGCCCUGACCCUGGUCAAAGACCUGAUCUCCACCGUUGACCAGGAAGUGCACAAUUAUGAGAAGAACGCGCGGCUGCAGGAGAUCUACGGCAGAGUGGAUGGGCGGACCAAGGCCCACCUGCCCUGGGAGCGGGGCUCCUUCUGCAAGGACGAGAUGCUGCGGCGCAAGCUCGUCCAUGACGGUGCCAUGCUCUGGAAGACGGCCACAGGGCGCUUCAAAGAUGUCUUGGUGGUUCUGAUGACCGAUGUUCUCAUCUUCCUGCAAGAGAAGGACCAAAAGUAUAUUUUCCCUACCCUGGACAAGCCAGCAGUUAUCUGCCUUCAGAACCUGAUUGUCCGCGACAUUGCCAACCAAGAGAAGGGCAUGUUCCUGAUCAGCAGCACUCCGCCUGAGAUGUACGAGGUUCACGCCGCAUCUCGUGAGGACCGCAACACCUGGAUGAAGCUCAUCCAACAGACCGUCAAGCUCUGCCCCGACCGGGCUGAUUUCCCCUUCAUUGAGACCGAGAGCGAAGCCUCUCUGAGGAAGUUGAAGGAUAAGAUUCAGCAGUGUGACCGGGAGAUUGUGGCACUUCUCGAGGAGAAAGCAGAGCUCUUUGCAGACCUCGUGACCCUUCAGAGCAGCAUGGAAGACAGCCCCGUGCCCCGGGCGAAUCCCCGCACGCUCUUUCGCAUGGAGUCUUCAGACCCCCCGCAUGGCGAGAAGCUGAUCCAGGAGGCCAUCAGAGAAGUGGAAGUUCUGAAGGAUCUCAUCAUGGGACCCAGCUGGGAUCGAGAGCAGAACCACCUCCAGACUCCCAACGGCUGCUCCAGCCCAAGCCCCAGUCACGCCACAAAUGGGGAGACCAGAAACAUUAACGAGGCUCUUGAGUUCACCAGGGUUGAGGCCGACUCAAACCAACGGGAUGGAAAUGGCAACCAGCUGCAGCCAAAAGCCGUGCAGGAGGAGAUGCUCCAGCGGCUCAAGGGCCUCUAUUCGCUGCUCCACGGCUUGCAGGGCACUGUGGCACAUCAGGACACCCUCCUGGCCCUCCAGGCGCAGGAGGCCGGGGAGUGGCGGGAAAGGCUGAGCCGCAGCAACUCGCGCAAAGAGGUCUCUGCUGACCAGCAAGCCACAGAGCUGUCGCUCCUGCAGAAGCAGCACGCCCUCUUGCAGCAGGAGCUGAACCGCUGCCGGCAGCUUGGCCAGGAGAAGGCCCAGGAGGCGGCUGCCCUGGAGGCCCGGCUGCGGGAGAGCGAGGCAGAGCGGGUGCGGCUGGAGCGGGAGGUGGACGAGGCCCGGAGACAGCUGGCUGUGCCCCGUGUGCCCAUGGAAGCCGUGUGGGUUCGGAAGGGGGCCGAGCCCCGGAGGCGCAGUUUGCCUGCUGGCGAUGCUUUGUACCAAAGCUUCACCCCUCCUCCACAGAGCCGGGGGGGAGAGCCUCUCUCACCUGGCUGCCACUCCCUGCACCGGACUUUUUCCAGUGGCCAGCGGGAUGAGGCGGCCUUCCCUGGUGUCCCAGGUCGACUGCAGGAGGAAGCGGAUGAGCAUCUGCAGGUGCUGCUGGAGGAAGAGGGCCUGGGUACCUCCCAGUCUCCCCCUUCCAGCCCCAGAGAUUUCCAGAGGAUGCAGGACAUUCCAGAGGAGGUGGAGAGCAUCCAGGAAUCCAGUGCUGGUGACGGAGGCCCCCUGGACAGUUAGAGGGUGCAAAGGGGAGAGCUGCCCCUGCCUGGCCAAAGCCAUUGAGGACGACCUGCUCCCCUGCCGGACUCCUCCUCCUCUUUGAUCAAAACCACACCAGGGCAUUUCAGGAAGACCACACCACGGGAACUUUGGCCUGGAUUGUAGUGGGGUGGGGUAGAGGCAAAGUGAGUCCCAGGAGUGGGUGAAGGGCAGGCCAUUGAGUUGCACUGUCCCCAGGGACCACCGCUGAUUGAUGGCUGCUGACAUUCACCACAGAUGAACAAAGGGUUGGGGAUCUUUCUCCCGUUCGUAUUGCUGGGUUCAAGUGGGUGCAUCUGGGACCAUAAAGGCCACUGGGCCUGGCGCAUUUGGCUGAUUCUGACCCACGCUGCUCCCUACUGUAUUUUCAUGCAGCUUAACUUUAUUUAUUUUGGAAACGGGUGGAAGCUGGCCCAUCCUUACGGAGGAUAAGUUUUAAAUUAUUAUUUUUAAGUUGUUUCUGCUUUUGUUUAAAUUUUUCAGGGGUCUCUACGAGUAUUCAGGGCAGAAAGUAAUAAGAUUUCUGGUCAGCCCCUCCACCUCAAAAGAGCCAGGAGAAGAUGGUCAGCUAAGGGGACCCUCAAGGUCCUUAAAUUCUGACACUAGAUGUGCACCUGUGUGACUCUGGUCAGCUUGGUGCUCUGGACUUGUGCUUUUAGCUUCACAAGCUGCUCUUCUGCUAGUCAGCCUUGUUUCAUUGAGGAGGCUUUUCCUUUUUGAAAUCCAGAAUUUCUCUUGAAAUAAGGUGUUUUGACAUGCUUCUUGCUCUCCCCCAAGAGAGAAAUUUGUUACCAAACACCCAACUCUGACUUGGAGUCCUCACUCAUCCUGUUACCCAUGGCAUAAAGGAGAUCUAACUCAUUCUGAAUCUGUAAAUUUACUAAGUCAAUUUUGGGAGAAUAGAUCCAGAGAGAUUUGGGGUCCGUGGGCAUGUAUAUGUUUCAGGAAUGAAUUCUCAAUACCUGUGUGGAAAUGAUGGCAUAUAUGACCGGUUAAAUCAGAAGUGUGAAGACAUCUUUUGCAACCUAUGUGGCAGUGAGGCCGCAGCAAGAACAAAACUAUUAGUACAUUGUAUUUGUACGUUCUGGGAGAGCAGGUGAAGAUCGAGUAUCCGUGCAUGGCAGGAUUGCAGUCCUUAACAAGCACACCAACCUCAGUCAGCUCCUGGGUUUGUGAAAUGGGACUCCCAGCAGGCAGUGUGCCACCCCAGUCUUCCCCACUGCAGAUGUUUCCACAGGUACAGUGAAGAAGAGGGAUCUUGUGGCGAGCACAGAGGAAGAGCAGGCCUUUCCCAGUGCCCAUCAGGGAAGGAAACAUGUUCUCUCUGCAAGACCCAGGGAUGGGGUGGCUCAAGGAAGAAAAGAACGUGGCCUUACUUUCCUAGAACACACCCGCCUUCUCCAAGCUGGUGCUCCUCACUUGGAUGUGUUGCUGGGAUCACAGGCCACUUUCAGUGUGGAAACUUAGGUUGUGCUGUGGAAAGUCAGAGUGUGCUUUUUAUUGCGGGGGGGCAGGAGCAAAGCCACAGUUUUCAGUUUUUUUUAGUGACACUUUUUAACCAAAGCUAGUUUUUUUUCUUUAAAAAAUACAUAUCAGGGGAAAAAAAUCAGGGAUUAGAAAUUGAGUUUGGAAUUGGUCUGUGUUCUAGCUUGAUUGGAAGCAAAGACCUGAACUUUUUACACUACCACUGACACAACUUGCACACCCACUGGGCUUAUGGCCCAAGUGUGCCUGGUUGAAACAAAUGCGGAAAAGGAGAGCCCCUUUUCUAAUAGAGUUUGGUUUUGAUGACCCAUUGGCAGUUAUCCCGAGAGCAAAUUCCCCCUUCAGGAGAAAUUCUCUCUGAAAAUAAAAUAAAGGCAUUGGGCAAAUUGCAAAUGGGGUCUCCCUCGUCCUUCUUUGAUUAAAGAACUCACCACCUCUCUCUUUGAGAUGCUAUCCUUGUCCAUUACUUCCCAAUUUCUGCAGGGAAUAAAUGUGCAAAAGGGAGAAACCCAGCUUGAUGCUAGAAAUUGCUCAGUCCCCUCCCAUAGCAUCCUUCUGAUGGCCAGAACCCCCCAACAACCCUGACAUUUAUCCGUGGAACUACCAUCCAAUCUGUAUUUCUCUCCCCUUAGCCAUUUUUAAAAUUCCUUUUCAAACUUUAAAAAGAAAGGGUUUUUUUAGUAAUUAAAAAAAAAAAAGAAUUCCUGCUAUGCUGACCAGUAACUCCUCUUAACAGAGAAGGUGAAAGAAAGAGAAUGUGCUACCAAGGACUUUUUUUGUUUUUAAAUUAACACAGGAGAGUGGUUUCUUUUUCUUUUUUCUUUUCAUAAAUAUAUAUGAAGAUAAAAAUGGUUUAUUGUUUUCCUGUUGAUUUAACUUGUAAAAGAAAAAGUGGACAAGAAAAGGUUAAUUAAAGAUAUCAAAGCCAA
Messenger RNA from Candoia aspera, 6176 nucleotides. It is a transcript of the gene ARHGEF2, whose product is annotated as Rho/Rac guanine nucleotide exchange factor 2. Bases 148 to 3741 code for a protein of 1197 amino acids. Gene Ontology annotation, cellular component: cytoskeleton; ruffle membrane. The transcript is spliced from 27 exons. The record is from RefSeq and is a predicted model, not a curated record. Gene Ontology annotation, molecular function: guanyl-nucleotide exchange factor activity; microtubule binding. NCBI's taxonomy places the organism in Eukaryota, Metazoa, Chordata, Lepidosauria, Squamata, Candoiidae. Gene Ontology annotation, biological process: positive regulation of neuron differentiation; regulation of Rho protein signal transduction; cell morphogenesis.